GACGUGAGUGCGGAGUGGAGCCUGGAGCGGCCCCAGCUGUACAUCGCCGGCCAGAAGGACGAGCUCUUCAACUACUGGGUCUUCCUCCAAGCCAUCGCCCAUGGCCUGGCCACCUCCCUGGUCAACUUCUUCAUGACCCUGUGCAUCAGUCAGGACACGGCUGGACCCCUCAGUGACUAUCAGUCUUUCGCCGUGGUCGUGGCCCUGUCGGGCCUGCUGUCCAUCACCAUGGAGGUCGUCCUCAUCAUCAGGUACUGGACGGUCCUGGCUGCGCUGGCCAUCUUCCUCAGCAUCUGCUUCUACACGGUGACGACCUGGGCAAGCCAAAGCUCCUGGCUCUUCACCAUCUCCCCAAAGACCUUCCCCUUUCUGUGUGAGCCCCCCCCCACCCCCCCACCCGCAGCAGGGAACAGG
Molecule: messenger RNA, 414 nt
Organism: Myotis davidii
Lineage: Eukaryota; Metazoa; Chordata; Mammalia; Chiroptera; Vespertilionidae
Product: phospholipid-transporting ATPase IK-like
Exons: 2
Biological process (GO): Golgi organization; phospholipid translocation
Cellular component (GO): plasma membrane
Molecular function (GO): ATPase-coupled intramembrane lipid carrier activity
Source: RefSeq, a predicted model, not a curated record